AUGAGCGCCCUAAAGGACCAACGCGGUCUCAACGCGCCCAGCCAACACACGUCUCCACUGACUUCAACUCAAGCAACACAAACUUUCAUUUCAUCAGCCAACGUCCGACUCCCGAACCGAAUCGGAACGGGCUCCCGGCGUCUGGACGAAGCUUUAGAUGGCCAAUUCAAGCAUCAUCGACGCCCAACUGGCAUUGUGCGUGGUCAAAUUACAGAAGCGUGGGGACCACCAGGGUCUGGGAAGACCUCGCUGGGCUUAAGCAUUGCACGCAGUGCAUUGGAAGAUGGCGGCAAAGUAGUCUGGAUUGAUACGAGUUCUCCCGUGCCUGUACCACGGCUUCAACAAAUGGGGAUGAACGUCGAAAACUUCGUCUAUUUGCGCACGCCGACAUUACCGCACCUUCUUGCUCUUCUCGGGAAACCACCCAAGAACUUUCCACCUGCAGGAACUUCAUUGAUAGUCGUUGACUCCGUGUCAAGUCUCUUCCAAUCGUAUUUUACUGGCGCGUCAGAGCUCAAGGCCCAGCUCGCACGCGGCAAAAUCAAAGACAAGAAUGAGUUGCAGUGGCUUCUCAAUCGAAGAUGGAAUGUCACGAAUGAGCUUUCUAUCUAUUUGACUAAACUUGCUUUGAAGAGGAUUGCCGUGUUGGCUCUUGAUCAGACACACACAAAGAUCAAGGGGCAGGUUCGUGCUACGUUAGGGCCUACUGUCUGGGGAGGAGGGUGGGAAAAGAGUGUUCUGACUCGUGUCGUGCUCUAUCGUGGAAAGCGUGGUGAACGCUUUGCGGAGGUUACCAAGCGUGGAGGCAACUUUCUACCCAGGACUGGGAGGGUAGUUGUUCGGUUUCGCAUUGCGAAGUCACCACUCGCGAAAUCCAGACUCUCUACAUCAACACUUCCCGAUGAACCAUCCAACCCAGUCCCUCCGCCACAGCCCGCACCGACACCGAAGAAACGUAAAGUGGAAGAAGUGGCGGACAGCCAGGAUGAAUUCUCAGAAGAUGAUUUCGUAGACGAAGAAUUCCCCUGA
Molecule: messenger RNA, 1029 nt
Organism: Penicillium antarcticum
Lineage: Eukaryota; Fungi; Ascomycota; Eurotiomycetes; Eurotiales; Aspergillaceae
Exons: 5
Coding region: 1-1029 (342 amino acids)
Biological process (GO): DNA repair; reciprocal meiotic recombination; meiotic DNA recombinase assembly
Cellular component (GO): Rad51B-Rad51C-Rad51D-XRCC2 complex; replication fork; Rad51C-XRCC3 complex
Molecular function (GO): ATP-dependent DNA damage sensor activity; ATP binding; four-way junction DNA binding
Source: RefSeq, a predicted model, not a curated record